UCUGGUCUGUUCAGAUCGCGGUCUCGUCUCGGUCAUUUUCCCAGCUGAAAAAGUCUAGAAGCAUACCGCAAGCCUGACAGAUAGCAAACCGCAUCGGUCAAUUAGCAGAGUCCGAGAAAACUAUCCAAAAUGUCUUCCCCACCUCAGCGCACAACCGGAAAGAGACCCAGGACUCAAUCCCUUCCUCCUCCCGCUCUGCCUCAGUUGGUCGCCGAGCAGCACGUGCCGAUUGCCACGAACGACAAGGACACACAGAGGCUCAUCGUUGUACUGUCAAAUGCCAGUCUGGAAACGUACAAGGCUUCUCACGGCGGCGGCGCCGGCCGCAUGGGAAUGCACCGGGAAGAAAAAUACUCCCUGCUCAACAGCGACGAGCAUAUUGGCGUUAUGCGCAAAAUGAACAGAGACAUCAGUGACGCCCGUCCAGAUAUCACACAUCAGUGUCUUCUUACUCUUCUAGACUCUCCCAUCAAUAAGGCCGGCAGGCUCCAGAUCUACAUUCACACGGCCAAGGGUGUAUUGAUCGAGGUGUCGCCCACUGUUCGCAUCCCGCGCACUUUCAAGCGCUUUGCUGGUCUCAUGGUGCAACUGCUCCACAGGCUGUCUAUCCGAUCGACCAACUCGCAAGAGAAGCUGCUGCGCGUGAUUCAGAACCCCAUCUCAGACCAUCUCCCACCAAACUGCCGGAAGGUCACUCUCAGUUUCGAUGCCGAGGUCGUUCGCUGCAGGGACUACAUUGAGAAUCUGAAGCCUAACGAAAGCAUCUGUGUCUUUGUGGGCGCCAUGGCUAAAGGUGCCGAUACUUUUGCGGACCAGUUCGUCGAUGAGAAAAUCUCCAUCAGCAACUACAGCCUGUCAGCCAGUGUUGCGUGCAGCAAGUUCUGCCAUGCCGCGGAAGACGCUUGGGAUGUCCUCUAAGGCACCAUCACCUCGAGUCGUAGGCGACAUUGGAGCGCUUCAUCUGAGCAUGCAAAUGACGACACGAGCGACAAGGAGGCACAACGGUUGCCUUGAUGUACCAUGACCAUGCUUGGACAGCAUCUUUGCUAUUGCCUGUGGUUGGUCGUCGCUCAUUCGGAGCGAAGCAUUGCUGGAAACGCGAGGGGUAAGGACCAGAACUUCCUAAUGCGGGUCAUCAUCCAACAUGAUGGCCCGGCAUGCGAGCCGGCACAUUGUGCAUGAUUUUCUGGGCACGCUUCGUCUUUGAUUUCCACAAUCAGAACCUCAGACAGCC
This is a messenger RNA of Microdochium trichocladiopsis, 1234 nucleotides long. RefSeq names its product nucleolar essential protein 1. Bases 130 to 918 code for a protein of 262 amino acids. The record is from RefSeq and is a predicted model, not a curated record. Gene Ontology annotation, molecular function: rRNA (pseudouridine) methyltransferase activity; rRNA binding. Gene Ontology annotation, cellular component: small-subunit processome; nucleolus. The transcript has 3 exons. Gene Ontology annotation, biological process: rRNA base methylation. NCBI's taxonomy places the organism in Eukaryota, Fungi, Ascomycota, Sordariomycetes, Xylariales, Microdochiaceae.